This is a messenger RNA of Saccostrea cuccullata (small rock oyster), 929 nucleotides long. Its product is annotated as putative nuclease HARBI1. The record is from RefSeq and is a predicted model, not a curated record. Lineage: Eukaryota; Metazoa; Mollusca; Bivalvia; Ostreida; Ostreidae. The transcript is spliced from 4 exons. Bases 1 to 846 code for a protein of 281 amino acids.
AUGUGUGCCCAUUCAGCGUCCAUUGUGUGGUACCUCGGUUUUGCACGGCACAGAUGUGCUGAGGCUAAAAUUGGUGUUCUUGAUUGGGGAGAGUACCUGGAAGAUGCCACUUCAGUUGACGAGUCAGACAGUGACAGCUCAAGUGAUGACAGCUCCACAGAGGACAUUCCUUGUUUAACCUGUCAGGCAAUAAAGGGGGGUUUGGUUUUAUAUUUCUUUAGCCAAGAGUGCGUCAGUGACACGAUCGACGGUUCUGCUUACUGUACUCUUAUCCAGCCCCAUGGUAUCCCCUAUCACCUCCAUAACGUCUUUGUUAACCGGAAGGGGUAUCAUUCCAUCAAUGUACAGGCGAUAUGUGACCAUGAAGGGAAAUUCAUAAACAUUGACGCACGGUGGCCCGGAAGUACCCAUGACAGCCACAUUUUCCGGACAUCUGAGUUCAGCUUAUUCAUGGAAGGAAACCAUCGUGGUGUUGAGGACGGCUAUCUUCUUGGUGAUAGCAGCUACGCCUGUUCCAGGUUUCUUAUCAACCCGUACCUCCACCCAGCGAAUCCUUCUGAGGAAGCCUUUAAUGCAGCCCAUUGUCGCACACGUAACACCAUUGAGCGAGUAUUUGGAUGGUGGAAAAGAAGGUUCCAUGUACUGCAUAGUGAAAUGAAGAUGAAGCCGGCGAAAGUCUGCAGAAUAAUUGGCGCAUGUGAAAUUCUGCAUAAUAUUGCAUUGUCUCUAAAGGAAGAGAUGGAGGACUAUGAUGAACAAGAUGACAACCAUGCAGUUCAACUGGCUUAUCGUGAACCCGAAGAUGGAAGGGCAAUUAGAAACUUCAUCACCAGAACCUAUUUCUAAAUUGAAUCAAUAGAAAUCAUUUUUGGAAUUAAAACUUUUAUAUAUGUAGCUAUAGAUGAUAAAUAUAAUUAUAUUUAAACACU